This is a messenger RNA of Miscanthus lutarioriparius, 1482 nucleotides long. The record is from the annotation of a GenBank genome assembly. NCBI's taxonomy places the organism in Eukaryota, Viridiplantae, Streptophyta, Magnoliopsida, Poales, Poaceae.
AUGGCACCCUCGUCUGCGGAGGCUGACUCGGCGAUGUCCCCCAGCGGCCGCCUCCUCGUGCUCUACGCGUCACAAACUGGGAACGCCAUGGACGCCGCAGAGGCAGAGCGUGUCGGCCGCGAGGCAGAACGUGGCGGCUGCCCGGCCGUCGACGUGCUCUCCAUGGACAGCUUCGAUCCCAGUCGCUUGCCAAGCGAGCGGUUCGUGGUCUUUGUCGUGUCCACCACGGGGCAGGGCGAUCCCCCGGAUUCCAUGAAGGGGUUUUGGAGGUACCUGCUUCGGAAGGAUCUGGACAGACAAUGGCUCGAGGGGAUCCAUCAUGCAGUGUUUGGACUCUGGGAUUCAGGCUACCAGAAGUACAACUUUGCUGCAAAGAAGCUUGAUAGAAGGCUUUUACAUCUUGGUGCAGAACCGGUUCUAGAGAUAGGUCUGGGAGAUGACCAACACCCUUCAGGAUAUGAAGGGGCUUUAGAUCCUUGGUUGCUAUCUCUGUGGAAAUCUCUGAAUGAAAUUAAUCCAUCACUCUUACCUAGAGUGUCUGAUAUCAAUGAUUCUAAUUUGAGUAUUUUGGGGGAUCCAAAAAUUCAUGUCAUUUAUUACUCUUCCAAUGAAGUUUCACAAGAUCCUAUACUUUCAGACCCCAGUAAAAUAAUAAGUAGCGCAAGAUCAAUGCCCCCUGCACUACGGUUCCACGCUGAUGGAGAGCCACCUUACAUGCUUCAAAUGGUAAAAAGCCAGCGUUUGACUAAGGAGGGUUCUGAUAGAGAUGUUCGCCACUUUGAAUUGGAAGAUCCAUCUUUGGCCAUCAACUAUAAAAUUGGUGAUGCUCUUGAAAUUCUACCAAGUCAAAAUCCAUCAGCUGUCGAUGCCUUCAUUGAAUGCUGUAACUUGGAUCCAGAUUGUUACAUAACGGUCAUGGGCUUUUUUGCAACAAGUGAACGUGAAAAGGAGAGGCUUCAGUAUUUUGCUUCUCCUGAAGGAAGAGAUCAUCUUUACCAGUACAAUCAGAAGGAGAGUAGGACUGUUCUAGAGGUGUUGGAGGAUUUUCCUUCAGUGCAUGAAUGGCUGGUGCAACUAACACCUCCACUGAAGAAAAGAGCCUUUUCCAUCUCAUCAUCCCCACUGGUACACCCAAAUCAAAUUCAUUUGACUGUUAGCAUUGUAGCAUGGGUUACUCCAUACAAGAGAACCCGGCAUGGACUCUGCUCUACAUGGCUGGCUGGGCUCAAUCCAAAUAAAGGAACAGGGCGUGCACCACUCCGUGCAUUUGUGGAGGAAAGGGCAGCACAGGCCGCAGCAGAACCAACAGCCCCGGUUCUGUUCUUCUUUGGCUGUAGAAAUCAAGAUAACGAUUUUUUAUACAAGGAUUUCUGGUUAACUCAUGCCCAGGAUGAGGGGGUGUUGUCCUCGAAAAAGGGUGGUGGUUUAUUUGUUGCUUUUCCCGGGAUCAGCCUCAAAAGGUCUAUGUGCAACAUAAGAUAA